Messenger RNA from Paramuricea clavata, 501 nucleotides. NCBI's taxonomy places the organism in Eukaryota, Metazoa, Cnidaria, Anthozoa, Malacalcyonacea, Plexauridae. The record is from the annotation of a GenBank genome assembly.
AUGGCUGUUGUGCAGUGCUUGAAAGGAAACUGGAAAACCUUUGGUGAUUUUGCGGAUUCAGUUUUCAAUUUCCUCAUGAAAUUAGCUCAUGAUUGUCGUGCAUUAAGACUAGAUUUUGUCGCAGACCGGUAUCCUGCUCUGAGUAUCAAGAACACUGAGCGAGUCAGACGCGCUACACAAGGAGUUCAACGAGUACACAUCUAUGGCCAAGAGCAGAACAUCCCAAAGCAAUGGAAAAAAUUUCUGAGUGCUAGAGAUAACAAAGAAUCGUUAUUGGAAUUCUUCAUCAAACAUUGGAAAUCAUACAAGUCAUGCCAGUUUGCUUCUGUUUCUGUUUUUUAUGCAACAUCGAAGAAUAAAUGUUAUGCAUACCAUCCCAAUCGAAAUGGUGAUGACCCUGUUAGAACAGACUCAUUUCCACCACUCGAUAGCAACCAUGAAGAGGCAGAUACUCGUCUAUUGCUGCACGCCAAGCAUGCCGAAGCACAUAUGACACAGUGA